GCUGCGCUUCCGCGGAAGCAAAGAAUGGGGGCCUUGCUGGAAACGCCAAAUUUUUACCCCUACCUAAGUGCGGUGAAAAACCUGGAAAUUGUGGCGGCCAUUAAAGAGCUCAAGCAUCCCAACAUUGAUGAAGUGCUGCAAACCGUCAACCUCUUUGAUCGGAAAAAUGAUAAAUUCAAAACCUACAGCCUGGGAAUGAAACAACGCCUGGCCAUUGCCAGUGCCUUGCUUUGUGAACCCGAUUUUUUAGUGCUCGAUGAGCCCACCAACGGCCUUGACCCCUCGGGAAUAGCCGAGGUUCGCGCCAUCAUAAACAACAUUGCCAAUCGGGGCAUUACCGUGCUCAUGGCCAGCCAUAUUUUGGUGGAAGUGGAAAA
This is a messenger RNA of Symbiodinium sp. CCMP2456, 377 nucleotides long. The record is from the annotation of a GenBank genome assembly. Lineage: Eukaryota; Dinophyceae; Suessiales; Symbiodiniaceae.